UUUUUUAAAGUCACCAUUUAUUAUCUGAAUCUUCUUCACUUUUCUUUACCUUCUCUGAUCCCCCAAAGGGAUUUCAAAAGAAAAGGUAAAGCAUUUUUUUUAGAAAAAAAGAAAAGAAAAGGAAGGAAGGAAAGGGGUUGGGUCAAAAUUGUCUCUAAGAGCAGGAAAGGAAAGGGACAGUAACAUGACCAUAUUCCUUCAGCUUGCUUUCCUUGCUACACUUCUGACUCACCUAGGCUGCAGCAAUCCACGUCGGGGUCCAGAGUCCAGUGCCAGAAGAUAUAACCGGAUUCAGCAUGGACAGUGCACCUACACGUUCAUCCUUCCAGAACAGGAUGGGAACUGUCGUGAAAGCACCACCGACCAAUACAACGCUAACGCUCUCCAAAGGGAUGCCCCCCACAUGGAGCAGGAUUUCUCUUCCCAGAAACUGCAGCGCUUGGAGCAUGUGAUGGAAAACUACACUCAGUGGCUGCAAAAGCUCGAGAACUACAUUGUGGAAAACAUGAAAUCAGAGAUGGCCCAGUUACAGCAGAACGCUGUGCAGAACCAUACAGCCACCAUGCUGGAAAUAGGAACCAGCCUCCUCAGCCAGACAGCAGAGCAGACAAGAAAGCUCACAGAUGUCGAAACACAGGUACUAAAUCAAACGUCCCGACUAGAAAUUCAGCUGCUGGAGAAUUCAUUAUCUACUUACAAGCUGGAGAAACAACUGCUCCAGCAGACACAUGAAAUCUUGAAGAUCCAUGAUAAAAAUAGUUUAUUGGAACACAAAAUCCUUGAAAUGGAAGAAAGACAUAAAGGGGAGCUGGAUACGUUGAAGGAGGAGAAAGAGAACCUGCAAGGCUUGGUUUCACGUCAGACCUACAUCAUCCAAGAACUGGAGAGGCAGCUGAGUAAGGCAACCACCAAUAACAGUAUUCUGCAAAAACAACAGCUGGAGCUCAUGGACACCGUUCACAACUUGGUCAGUCUUUGUUCUAAAGAAGGAGUUGUACUAAAGAAUACAAAACGAGAAGAUGACAGGCCAUUCAGAGACUGUGCUGAUGCAUACCAAGCUGGCUUCAACAAAAGUGGCGUCUACACUAUUUAUGUUAAUAACAUAUCAGAACCUAAAAAGGUUUUUUGUAACAUGGAGACCGCAGGAGGAGGCUGGACAGUCAUACAACACCGAGAAGAUGGGAGCCUAGAUUUCCAAAAAAGCUGGAAAGAAUACAAGAUGGGCUUUGGUAGUCCUUCUGGUGAAUAUUGGCUGGGAAAUGAGUUUAUCUUUGCAAUAACCACUAGUCAAAGACACUAUUCUCUAAGAAUUGAACUAAUGGAUUGGGAAGGAAGCCGGGCAUAUUCACAAUACGAUAGAUUUUACAUAGGAAAUGAAAAGCAGAAUUACAGGCUGUAUCUAAAGGGUCAUUCAGGAACCGCAGGAAAACAGAGCAGUUUGAUACUGCACGGAGCUGACUUUAGUACCAAAGAUGCUGACAAUGACAACUGCAUGUGCAAAUGUGCCCUUAUGCUAACAGGAGGAUGGUGGUUUGAUGCCUGUGGGCCUUCCAAUCUCAAUGGAAUGUUCUACUCUGCUGGGCAGCACCAUGGAAAAAUAAAUGGAAUCAAAUGGCACUACUUCAAAGGCCCCAGUUAUUCAUUACGUUCCACAACUAUGAUGAUCCGGCCCUUAGACUUUUAAACGCGCCAAGCAAAAGCAAGAACAAUGUGCAGUAUAGCUACCAUAUUCUGAAGAACUUCGUAUGUGACCUUCAGAAGCAGAGGGUGAGGACUUCCUGAAAGCACCAAAUGGCAGCCGCCCAUCAGUACUCAGAUCUUCCCUGUCACAGGCUGCAGUAAAUGGACACAAGUCACCACCCAACACACCAGGAUGCAGAUGACACUGUGGUUGCUUGGACUAGCGAAGGUGUUUAUUGCGACAGAUCAGUGGACAACAUUACGGUUCGGUUGCCACAAAUGAACCUAAUACUUUCGAGCAGAAGCUUGUUUGCUUGUACAAAACUGCCAGAUUAAACUAGAUGAAAUUUUGUAAAGCAGAAAUACAUCAUCAUCAUCAUCAUCACCAUCAUCCGUGGAGAAAAGGAUGCUUGUCAGUGAAGGAAAUAGCACAGAAUCUAUGCAAAAAAAAGCACAACCGAUAUUUAUUUUAAUUGGUACACGUGCCUUAAAAAAGAAACACAAAGAUGGUCGUUCAAAGCAUUGCUUGGUAUCAGCAAACACCAUUUAGAUGGAUAACGUCUCUUUAAUGUAGGAUCAAUAUGGUAUGUUGGAGCAAUUUCUCAUUAAGUCAGUUUCAAAUGUGAAACAUGCCCCCAAUAAAGAGACUGUGAAUCAUGAUGGACAGAGAAUGAUAAGAGCAAUAUGCAGAGAGUUGUCAAUGGUCCUGCAUGGCUGGGGUGAAUGUAGGUAAUCCUGAUAAUUGGCAUAAUCCUUCAACUGGGAUUUAUAGCAUGAUAACAAAAGAAACCAGGGAUUUUUCUUUCUGACUGUUACGGCUCUGGCCUCUAGCAAAUGAAGUCUGAAUGUCAAACCCAGAUAUUUUGUAAGGUGAAAUAAAGGUUAUUUUGCAAAUGGAAUUUCCUUUUAAAUAUACAGCAUGGAUGCAGAUGGCGUAACCACAAAUUCCAACUGGAUUUGGUUCAUGAAGCAGUGUUUUGUUGUUGUUUUUGCAUGUGCACAUUUUAGAGUUAAUUACUUCUGAGUUGCUUUUAGACCUUCAUUUCUUCUCUAUGUUAUUCAUCCUUAAUCUGCAAAAUAAGUUAAGCAGGAGACUAUCAGUUCUUUGCUGUGCUUCAGUUACUGCUGUGAAAUAGUAAAUACAGGAGAACUAAGGGAAUACUUACAGUUAUGUAUUGUAAUUGCAGUGGGCAUGGGCACAGAGUAGCCAAAGUUAAAGGCAUUAAUUUCAGUGGUAAAAUUAAGCCUAUGCGUAACUCUUUUAUUUGAAAUGAAUGGGACUUAAAAGUGCUCAUCUGAAUCAUGUCCCAUACGUAGGGCUGCAAUAAACGUGUAGCUUUCGGUAGUUGUAUGGAAGGGGUUUGUUGUGCUCUAGUACUACAAUGUUGAUUCCUGAUUAACUUGCCUCCAAUGUAUGCACUUCUAGAAUUUCAUGUGCUUCCUUGUGUACGUUGUCGACCAGCUCAGACAGACAUAUGGCCCAAGGGAAACACACCUAUGCUUCAUUUAUUGUAACUCAUGUGCAUGAAAGAUCUCAUACAAGUUGCCUUAUACAGGUCCCUCUAGCUCAGCAGGGCUUCUGUGCAGACUAUCAGUAUCUUCCUAGGGUUUUAGAUGUGAGUUUCCCCCAGUUCUACCUGCAGAUGUCAGGUAUUAAACCAUGUACUAUGCCACAGAGCUUGUGGUCCUUCUCUUGCAGAAAUGGGUGUGAUAACCAUUCACACGUAAAAAUUAGGCUCAUUCCAUUCUUUUUGAGAGCCAUCCUUUUUAAGAAAAUGGGGAUCAGAGAAAGCUGACCGGCCAUACAUUUGUAUGUGCAACUAUCUGGUCCACCUCCGAUAUUAUUUGCUCAGUUGGCAUUCAUCUAUGUGCAUUUUCAGAAUACAUAGGAACUUAUCAGGUCCACAAAACGUCGACAAGACUUCAUAGCUCCAGUGUGCAUGAGAAGUUAAAUGGGGAAACCAAUGUGAAUGGGAACUCAAGGAACCCACAGUAAAAUCUUCUGUGUGAUGGGAACUUGUGUGCAUGUGUGGCACUGAGCAAAUGCUAUCAACAAAGCAUGGGACGUGCACUGCACACAUUCCUUAUGUAUGUGCAGAUUGGGGUUUUUCCAGCUAUCAAGGUAUCAUUAUCCAAACUUUUCUAUGCCAUGAGAAGUAUCUGAGUGAGGAUCAUCUUAUGGGGGAAAUCAUUUACAAAUCAGCAUCUCAGGAAGUCCUUGUUGUAAGAACACCGUGUUCAUCACUGUUCAACAAGUCUCAUUCUGACUUUCAAGUGUGUUUCAUAUAUCAUUAUGGGUGUACUUUAGGGGUGGCUAACCUGUGGGCUGCAGACCACAUCUGGUCCUCCAAGAGGUUUUAUUUGUGCCCCCUCAUCACACACACCCAUUAAAUGGGACAGGCCACUAGCCAUGGUGGCUAUAUUCUGCCUCCAUAGUUGGAGAUAGUAAUGUUUCUGAAUACCAGUUGCUGGAAACCAUAGGAAGGGAGAGUGCUCUUGUGCUCAAAUCCUGCUUGUGUGUUUCUCACAAGCAUUCAGUUGUCCACUGUGAGAUCACCAUGCUGGACUAAAUGGGCCAUUGGGCAGAUCCAGCAGGCUCUUUUAAGUUUGAUGUCCUCCACCACUCCUGAAGACAACAGGCUAACAUAGGAAGUGCAGGGCAGGCUAUGGUGUAGACACAUUGCUCUGCCUUCUGACUUCUCACAGUCAAUCCCUCAUGCUCAGCCUCUGUCACAUGAGAUGACCACCUCACUGUGUCUAAUGUUUGAUAUAUUUUUAACUGUUGAAUCACUGCAAAUUAUUUUAUAGCAAGUGAUUCAGAAAUGGAAAUGAAUAACUAAUAAAUAAACAGUAGUGGAAUCUGGCCCUGUUGAAAUGAGCACACAGUUGGGUUGCUCUGAAGCGUGAGCCUCUUUUUGAAGGAAAUCAAAAAUGUUCAACAAGUGUUUCUAAUGUUGUGCUUAAGAAAGUUGACUAUCCACCCUCUUCAUCCCUGGUAGGCAGCUUGCUUUGCUUCCAUUUAUGGGAAUGAUGAAACUUGCAAAGGUUUCCUACUGAAAACCUGGAAGUACAAAGGAGUGACCACAGGAUUAUUUGUAACCGUGAUGGCUCAAUGUCUCUCAAGUUUAGAAGGUCUUUUGUAUUGAUGUAUCCGUAUGUAUUUUUCUUUGCAUUAUCCUGCCUGAAGGGUUUGUUUGUUGUGUUCCAACUUGUUCUUUGCUCAGUGGUUCCUUCAUACUUCUUGUUUCUCUCUCAUUCCAGCAGUCUUCAUUUAAGUCCAAAAAGUGUGCUACUUCUCAAAAGCUCUUUUUUUUUUUAAGUCUCCAAAUCAGGAAUGCCAUCGUGUAGAUCGUAUUGCAAAGGACAAUUAAAAAAAAAUCAUAAAGGAAAAGAUAUGUCAAAACUCAAGCAUGAUAUUUACUGUUUAUUUAUCUCAGUUUGAACAAAUGGGAACAUGGUUUCCUAUCCUUUAUAAUAAAACAUUUAAAACACA
Podarcis raffonei (Aeolian wall lizard) is the source of this 5173-nucleotide messenger RNA. It is a transcript of the gene ANGPT1, whose product is annotated as angiopoietin 1. The transcript is spliced from 9 exons. The coding region runs from base 185 to 1684 and encodes 499 amino acids. Lineage: Eukaryota; Metazoa; Chordata; Lepidosauria; Squamata; Lacertidae. Gene Ontology annotation, molecular function: receptor tyrosine kinase binding. Gene Ontology annotation, biological process: Tie signaling pathway; angiogenesis. The record is from RefSeq and is a predicted model, not a curated record.